Messenger RNA from Corticium candelabrum, 2625 nucleotides. Its product is annotated as broad substrate specificity ATP-binding cassette transporter ABCG2-like. The transcript has 18 exons. The coding region runs from base 431 to 2455 and encodes 674 amino acids. NCBI's taxonomy places the organism in Eukaryota, Metazoa, Porifera, Homoscleromorpha, Homosclerophorida, Plakinidae. Gene Ontology annotation, cellular component: plasma membrane. Gene Ontology annotation, biological process: transmembrane transport. The record is from RefSeq and is a predicted model, not a curated record. Gene Ontology annotation, molecular function: ABC-type transporter activity; ATP hydrolysis activity; ATP binding.
AAAUUUGUUGUGCAUGUGCGUCCGUCAUUCGAAUGCUGACAGAUACUGAAAUCAUUUAGAACAAUUAACAUUGCCUUUGAAGUCACAAACUUGUAACAAGUUUUAAUUAAUCAAUUAGCAAAUUAAUUAGUAAAUUAGUAUAUAAUUUAUUUAAAACGAGGGUGGCAUUUAUUCGAGGGCGGGGUCCAAUUAAUUUAUUAGUGUUAGCGCGCGUUCCGUGGGGUGCUUGCCAGUUCCAAGAUAGCGCGCUCUAAACUGAACGAGCAUAUAAUUGCUGCGGAGGUGAGUAACUAACCCGAUUAGCUAACGAGCUACGUCUCCUGUACUUUGGUCAUGCAGAAAACCUGAUUAGAGUCUAUUCUCUCGCAGAGGUGUGGCACGUCAUCCGCAAUCGGUGAAUCCAGACUCCAGUCGCUAGCACGCGCAGACAAUGGGAGACACGACGGAGCUUGCAACAGCCAUCUACAAGGAUUGUGGUGAAGGACAGGACAAGCAGCAGCUGCAGCUGCAGCAGCAAGUCCGUCAGUCGAGUUCUCUCACAAAUAUCGAGGUGAGUGAUGGCGUGGGAGGUGAUGCAACAGCCGUGCGUGCCGAUGAGGUCACGUGCAGUCGCCAGUCUGUGUUGACGUUUCAUGACGUUUCCUAUACGGUGCGUGUGAGAGAGAAGGGCUGCUCGUCGACCCUGAAAGCGAUUAUUAAGAACGUCAGUGGCGUUAUGCAUCCGGGAAUGAACGCAAUCAUGGGGCCAACCGGAAGUGGGAAAACGACAUUGAUGGAUAUUUUAGCUCAACGAGUCAAUAUCGGUCGUUUGGAUGGCGAAGUGCUGAUCAACAGCAAGCGGCUUCCUAGAAACUUCAACUAUAUGUCUGGCUACGUUGUGCAGGAUGAUAUUGUGAUGGGAACGUUGACAGUCAGAGAGAAUCUUUAUUUCUCGGCUUCGCUUCGUCUUCCUCGUACAAUGAGUAAAUCAGAGAAAGAGGCAAGAGUUGAUAUGGUAUUGGCUGAUCUUGGUCUUACAGAAGUGCAAAACUCAAAAAUUGGAAAUGAGUUCAUUCGUGGUGUGUCUGGUGGUGAGAGAAAGAGAACAAAUAUUGGCAUGGAGCUAAUUAUUCAGCCAAACAUUCUGUUUCUUGAUGAGCCAACGACUGGGCUUGAUGCCCACACAGCGGUCAACGUGAUGCAAUUACUGAGAGAUCUUGGUGCCAAAGGGAAAACUAUAGUGUUUGCUAUUCAUCAGCCUCGUUAUUCCAUCUUCAAGCUUUUUGACAGUCUCACUCUCUUGUCAAACGGGCAGACAGUCUAUCACGGAGAAGCAGCAGCGGCUCUUAACUAUUUAGAAGAAAAUGGUUUCCACUGCGAGGAACAUGAUAAUCCAGCUGAUUUCGUUUUGGAUACAGUACAGUCAAUUGCUGAAGGGGACGAAGACGGUGUAGCUCAAGGAAUCUCAUUGGCCAAUAGCUAUAGAGAUAGCCACUACUUUCAAAAAGUUAAAACAGAACUUGAUAGUGCAUUUGAAUUAUUGCAACAGUCGGGAGGAAGGACGGACGACAAGACUCCAUCCAGCACGUAUGCUAACAAUUUCUUUUUUCAGAUGUGGGUGUGUAUGAAGAGAGCGGCAACGAACGUCAUUCGAAGUCCUAUGCUGUCUAUUUUUCGCAUUGUUAUGAUGGUCGUGUUUGGUUUUAUCAUUGGACUCAUCUACUUCCAGUUGUCCAACAACAGCAAAGGCAUUCAAAACAGAGUCGGUGGUUUCUUUUUUAUCAUCAUCAAUUUGGUGUUCGGCAACAUGGGGACGAUUGAACUUUUCAUGAGUGAGAGAAGUCUGUAUAGACAUGAAGCAUCUAGUGGCUACUACCAUAUUUUUGCUUACUUUCUUGCUCGAGUACUUGUUGAUGUGGCACUUGUCAACAUUCUACCAUUUGUCUUAUUCUCUACUGUUGUAUAUUGGAUGAUGGGUUUUGUGAAUGACGCUGGGAAAUUCUUCUACUUCAUGCUAAUUGUGGUUUUUACUGCGUUGGCGGGUAAUGGUGCUACUUAUGCUGUUGGGACGGGUGUGAAGGUAUUUGCUGUGGGAUCACUGAUGACCGCUCUCAUCUACACAAUAAUGAUGAUAUUUGGCGGUUUGUUUCUAAAUCUACAGUCUAUUCCUAAUUGGCUUCGUUGGCUGCAAUGGCUCAGUAUUUUUCGUUAUUCACUGGAGGCCAUGAGUGUCAACGAACUAAAGGGUUCUCUAUUCUGUGAUGAUCAGUAUCGAGUCAAUGGAACUUGCUCCUUCAACAUUGCAAACCUCGGGUCAUGUCAGCCUGCUGUCAUAAACGGCACUGCUUACCUCAUUGAGCAAGACUUUGAUAUUGACAAUGCAAUGUGGUAUGAUCCGAUGGCUCUUGUGCUCUUCUUCAUUGGUUUCUGUUUCAUUGCUGCAUUGGAACUUCGAUUUUUGAGGAAGAACAGGUGAAAGGUACUAAAACAAUUGAGAGGUAGACGUUUGAAGCCUCAUAUGCAGAUAUGUCGCAGUCGUAUAACUUUCUUUACAUUUUCAUUGAUUGGCAUACACUUUUUGAAUAGCUAAUCUAAAGUGUUAGGUUGCAAGGUUGAUUGAGUGAUAAUUAUAUGUACACAUGUCUG